CCUUGUUUUGCAACCCUGGUUGUCAGACUGCGAAAAAAUUCGGGGAAAGGAAAGCAUUUUUUUGGGGCCGAAUUAAUUGUGCAGAAGAAAAAAACGUCGAGAAGCGUGAUUAGUUAAUAGAGACCAGGAUCCAGCGACCAGGUAACUCCGGAUCAGCAGCAGACGGAAUGGACUACCGCCAACUGAAGAACGACGCUUACGGCAUUGGCCAGCGGCGUGGUGGAGUGGGGAGCUCCGGCGGAGGAGGCAGUGGAGGCGGUGGAGGAGGGAUGUACUCCUCGAACUUCGGCGGCGGCGGAGGAGGAGGUAAUCCCAGUGGCGGUGGCUACGGCGGCAACCGGAAUCUAUCGGCGGAUAUGGGUAACUUCAAUCGCGGUGGCUACAGCAACAACAACAACAGCGGAGGCGGCAACAACAAUUACCAACGUCCCGCCGACGAUCGCUCCUCUUUUAAUCCAAACAAUCAGCGCUUCGGCAACUCUGGCGAUGAUUUCCAGGACAACUUCCGCGGUGGUCCGUCCUCCAAUUUCGGCCAAGUGAACAGAGGAGGAGGCGGAGGAGGAGGUCCAGGCAAUGUGGGCAACCUGGCCCGCUUGCUGGAACUGGAGGCAUCGCAGAACCGCCUACCCGGAAUCUCUGCCAAUUUCAACUCGGAACGCAAUCCAGAGUUGAACUACCGUGGACCGCAGUCGCAGGGAAACGGCGAUAGAUACUUCAACGAUGAGCCCAGGAAUCAGGGAUCCUUCGGUAACUUUGGACCCAACGAUGGACCAUCCUUUGGCGGCAAUUCGGGAGCCCCUUUCGAUGGCAACAAUGGUCCUUCCUACGGCGGCAAUAGUGGCCCCUCGUAUGGAGGAAACGAUGGACCUUCUUUCGGGGGAAACAAUCCACGCAACCAGGGCAAUUUCAACAAUGACAACUUCGCGGGAAGAGGAUCGGCCAACUUCGAUGACCAGCGAUCUGGUUUCAAUGACGCCUACGGACGCGGAGGAAACCAGGGCAAUUUCGGGCAAAAUUCUGGUAACUUUGGAGACAACAAUCGCGACUUGGGCAACUCGUACAAUCGCCGACCGGUGGGAGGAGGAGGAUCUGGAGGUCAGGGCUUCAACCCGAAUGCGGGUGGCAACUACAGUAACAACAAUUCCGGUGGCAACUACAGUAACAACAAUUCCGGCGGCGGCUUCAGCAACAACAUCAGUCGCAGCUUCAACGACGCUCGUAACAACUGGAACAAUGCACAACAGCAAUCCUCUUCGUUCCAGAACUCUGGCUAUCAGUCGAACAGCGGAGGAGGAGGUGGCGGCGGAGGAGGAGGAGGCGGCGGACCCAGUAGCUCAGGCUGGGAAGCCGGCCAGCGAGCCUUCAACUCGAAGCGCAAUCAGUUGCAGAAGAUGAACUUGAACAAUGGCGGAUCUGUUCGCAAACCGGGACCGCAACCCGCGGCCAAGGCAGUCCAGAACUUGCGCAACAAUCCCCGGGCGGCUGCUGCCAUUGUCAACGCAGCGGGCAGAAAUAAUCUCCCCAACAACAACAGAAACAACCAGCAGAACAAGCCCGGAAAUCCGCGUUCUGGCAAUGCCACUGGUGUCCAAAAGAAACCGCCCAAUGCGGCACCCAAUCAGUAUAAGGUCAACAACUUGGCGCCCAAGCCGAAUGCCGCAGCAGUGGUUAACAAGAAGCCACCAGUGGCUGGACAGGCUGCCAAGAGUGGUCCCGCAGUCGUGAGGAGUGGACCACAGGCAGCCAGGACAGGCCCACAGGCUCAGAAGACGGGUCCUUUGCCAGUUAAGCCUGGCCAGCAGAUAGUUAAAGGUGGGCCACAGGCAGGCAAACCAGCUGGAGUGCCCAAUAGGCCACCAAAUGCUCCCGGAUUUCCUGUUCAAGUCGGCCAGAAGCGCGUUGCUCCCGCUCCUCCGCUGGAAACUGAGGCCGCCUCCAAGUCGGUGAAAAAGUGGCGUCGCGUGGCCCGCAAGCGCGGAUUCCUGAUGGGCGGAUUCAAGAUCCCGUAUCUCAAUGACCAGCCGAAGAAGCUGCCACAGCCGGAGGCAGACUCGUAUGCCUUGACCUUCUUCGAGCAGAACUUUAACUACAGUACAAACCAGGACGCCACCGAGGAGGACUUCUUGGAGGCGGCCGUGGUGCUCAACGAGGAUUCGGAAGACGAGUCGGUGGCCGAUGAUGCCAAGUCGGCACGCAAGAUUGCCAAGCGUCAGAGGAAGCGCCUGAGGUCCGAGUGGGCACCGCUGCACGAGGCCAAGAAGUACAAGGAGUGGGGCAACUGGUGGAAGGACUACAAGAAUGUGGGCGAGGAGAUCGACCAGCAGCUUUUGGAGUGCGGCAACCUCAAUCUGGAGCACUGCUUCCUGCCCAAUCUGCCGAAGUUAACUACCGAGCAGGUGGUCUACGCCAUCAUUAAGUCGGCUCACUUCGGGCUGGAGAAGAACGCCGAUGUGCCGUACGACACAAUGAAAACCAUCUUCACCAUGAUGAACCGCACCUUCCUGGACAAUCUUACGGAGCUGAACAUGGUGGAGAUCCAGGACAUUAUUCGCGGGAUACCCAACGAUCUCUGGGUAUACAAGUUGCGCAGCAUGGUCUACCUGUGGACCAAGUACAAGUCCAUUACCAAUUCCAAGUCCACCGCCGAGGAGGACGUCAAGGAUCAGCAGGCCAUUGCGCGCGAGUGGAAGAGUCCCUGCUUCCACUGGCUGGCCAAGCAGGCCUUUGAUGAGCUAGUGGCAAUCAGUGAAACCGAAUGGAAAGAACACCGAAGCAUCUUUCCCGCUUUAGAUUAAGGGAUCUUGAAAAACUUUGGAAAGCACUCACCCUUUCUCUACUCAACUUUUGAACCUACACAAGAUCUUCUUCAGGACUAUUUUAUGGAUUAUACAUAUAUGAGUAUCUAGUUGUAUUAAAAACCCCAAUUGCACACAUUAUGAAGAUUCAUCCUGACUAUAUAACGUAGUCUGUAAUUAGACCAGAAUGCUUAUACAAAUAAAGAACAAACCCGGAUGCGUGUAUCUUGCGCUCUGGGGGAAACAAAA
Drosophila takahashii is the source of this 3044-nucleotide messenger RNA. RefSeq lists its product as uncharacterized. The record is from RefSeq and is a predicted model, not a curated record. Lineage: Eukaryota; Metazoa; Arthropoda; Insecta; Diptera; Drosophilidae.